This is a messenger RNA of Gaeumannomyces tritici R3-111a-1, 387 nucleotides long. RefSeq lists its product as hypothetical. The record is from RefSeq and is a predicted model, not a curated record. Bases 1 to 387 code for a protein of 128 amino acids. The transcript has a single exon. NCBI's taxonomy places the organism in Eukaryota, Fungi, Ascomycota, Sordariomycetes, Magnaporthales, Magnaporthaceae.
AUGCAUCGAAUCCUUCAACGUAAGCUGUCGCUUCGCGGGCAUUGGGGGUCGGAGGCCGACGUUGGCCUUGACGUGAUGCUGCUCUUGCUGGACGCCAAUGUGGGCGAAGCCAAGGCCGACGGCUGCAGAGGUGGCCGGGGAGUCGGCUGCCGGGUUAGGGCGGGGGCUCCCAAGCUCAACGUUAUUUCCGUCUUAGUGAAUGGACGUGCGCGGGGCAAGCGGGGUGUCUGGGGCGUACGAGGCGUCAUUGGUGUCGGGGCCAAAGCAGGUGCCGAGGCCGGGGGCUGCUGGAGGACGAUGAUCUGGCCGUCGUCGCCGUAUGGAGGGGACCCGGCCACGACGCCAGCGGCUUUUGCCUGGCGCACAUUCUUGACCCGCGGCAGGUAG